GGUAUGGCUUAAAAUUACGUAUUAGUUGAGUGAUUAUAAUAUAAUAGUUGGUGAAAACCUAACAAAUAUAGGAAUGAUGAAUAAAUGAUUUUGUUUUGAAUAUUCGAAAUACGAAGUCCACGCUCUUCACCCAACAAGGCAACCCUUCCUCCGCCGCGCCGACGCCAUGAAGGAAGCAGCCGAGGAAGAGCCCAUCAUCAAUUCGGUCGUCGCGGACAUACAGCAGCAGCUCCACUCCCUCCUAGAUUCCGUCUCCAGCGUCCAAAUCCUCAAGGGCAAAUGGUCGCUCAUAACCACCAAGCUCACAACUUUACACAACCGCCUCUCCGACCUAUCCAGUUCCGCCGCCUCCGCCGCCGCCAAUAACCCUCUCUCAUCAGACCUCCUCCGCUCCAUCUCCGCCACGUGCUCAGCCGCCGCCUCCCUCUCCGCACUCUGCCACUCCCCCACUCCCCCCGGCGGCAAGCUCAAAACCCAGAACGACAUCGACUCCUUGUCGGCCAAGCUCGACGCCCACACCAACGAUCUCGAAGUAAUCGUCAAAAGCGGUGUGCUCGCCGAGAACGCCGACGUCUCGGCGUCUAUCGUCUCCUCCAGUAGGAGAGAAUCCGUCCGGGCCGAGGUCCGGUACUUGAUGACCCGACUGCAGAUCGGGUCUACCGAGUCCAAGAGCUCCGCUCUCGAAUCGCUCCUCGGGCUUUUUCAGGAAGACGGUAAGAACUUGCUGAUUGCGGUGGCUCAGGGGAUAGUUCCGGUGCUCGUGCACCUUCUCGACUGCACCAGUUCCUCCGAAUUGAAGGAGAAAUCCGUGAGUGCGAUCGCCAAAAUCUCGACCGAGGAUUCGAGCAAGCACGUUUUGCUGGCCGAGGGUUUGGUAUUGUUGAACAAUUUGAUGCGGGUGCUCGAAUCCGGUAGCGUAUUCGCCAAGGAGAAGUCGUGCAUCGCGCUUAGGGUUUUGAGCAAUUCCAAGGAAAACGCGAGGGCGAUUGGAUCGAGAGGAGGAAUUUCGUCACUGUUGGAUAUCUGUCGAGAAGGCACCCCCAAUUCGCAGGCGCUGGCAGCUGGGGUUUUGCGGAAUUUAGCCGUUUUCGAAGACGUGAGGGAGAAUUUCAUCGAGGAAAACACAGUCUUGAUAUUACUGGCAUUGUGCAAUUCAGGUACAGCAUUAGCGCAGGAGAAUGCGAUUGGGUGCUUGUGCAAUUUGGUGGCGAAAGACAAUGAUUUGAAACUGUUGGUCGCAAGGGAAGGUGGAAUUCAAACGCUCAAAGAUAUCUGGAAUUCUGCUCCUACUGCUCAGAGUCUGGAGGUGGUUGUGGAGAUGGUGAGAGCAAUGGCUUCGUGCCCUAAUAUCGCAGAAUUCCUGGUUGCAAAUGGCUUCCUCAGCCGCGUAGUCGGGGUGUUGAGCUGUGGCGUAUUAGGGGUGAGAAUUGCAGCUGCCAAAGCCCUCUCUCAUUUGGCUUACAAUACCAAAAUAAGGAAGGAAUUGGGAGAAAUGGGGUGCAUUCCGCACCUUGUGAGCAUGCUGGAUGGUAAGGUAGUCGAGGAGAAGGAAGCCGCAGCUGAAUUGUUGUCGAAUCUCAUGAAUUAUGCCGGAAAUAGGAGGAUUUUCAGCAAGGAAGACAAGGGGAUUGUGUGUGCAGUUCAGCUAUUGAAUCCUGCACUAGACACCUUGGAUAAAAAGCAUGUCAUGUCGAUAUUAGGAUCCCUGCUGCAUAGCAAGAAAUGCCAGAAGCAGAUAGUGGCGGCCGGCGCCCCUGCUCACUUGCAGAAGCUCGUGGAGGCGGAUGUUGAGGGUGCUAAGAAGCUCCUCGACAGCCUUGGCCGGGGGAAGCUGUGGGGCGUCUUCGCCCGCUCUUGACAACGCCCGAGGUGAUCGUGCCUCAGUCUCUAUGUAAAAUAAUUUAUCUGUUGUUGGGUUCCUGUUUUGUUAGUUUUUUUACACAUUGUUCAUAAGCUGUGGUAAAAGUUUCUGGUAGGAAAAGUAAAUGUGGUUAGCUGAUGAAAGUUUGUGCUGCUUGUAUAACUAACAUGAUUAGUUAUUUGUGUUCAUUUAUGUUCAAAUGAAAUGCAAUAAACUCAAUUGACAUGAGGCAA
Salvia miltiorrhiza (redroot sage) is the source of this 2094-nucleotide messenger RNA. RefSeq lists its product as uncharacterized. The transcript has a single exon. NCBI's taxonomy places the organism in Eukaryota, Viridiplantae, Streptophyta, Magnoliopsida, Lamiales, Lamiaceae. Gene Ontology annotation, molecular function: protein binding. Bases 167 to 1858 code for a protein of 563 amino acids. The record is from RefSeq and is a predicted model, not a curated record.